Messenger RNA from [Torrubiella] hemipterigena, 1983 nucleotides. The record is from the annotation of a GenBank genome assembly. NCBI's taxonomy places the organism in Eukaryota, Fungi, Ascomycota, Sordariomycetes, Hypocreales, Clavicipitaceae.
AUGCGCGUCGUCAUCCCAUCCAUUGCCUUCCUGGCUACCUCGGUCGUCGCCCAGACCUACCAGCGCCUGGGUACGUGCCCUACGCUCGGCUGCGUGCUUCCUCCCGAUCAAUCCGACUUCCUUCCAGGCCAGCUCUUCGAUCUCCGUGUCGAGGUCCAUGCGCCCGUCAACGGCUCCGAGGCCGCGCACGGCGGCAAGCCCGACGAGGCGUUCAAGGUCACCAUUGCCAAGGAGGGCGGUGCUGCGCAGGACAUUGUGACGGCGUUUAAGCUCAGCAAGGAGCCUGAGCUGGAGAAGUGGACGUUCAACUGGUAUGAGGACCUGUUUGCCGAGGACGCCAAGAAGGCGUCGACUGUCAAUGUCGCCUCCAAGAUCUACCGCAAGAUUGCCCUCAACGAGCCCGGCAAGUACACCGUCAAGCUCAGCUACUACGGCACCGAGACCACCACAGCCGAGUGGGUGGUUCGUCCUCUGCAGAAGGAGCGCAAGGCGCGCAACGUCAUCUUCUUCAUUGGCGACGGCAUGACUACCAACAUGAUCACCGCUGCGCGUCUGCUCGGACACAAGAGCAUCAACGGAAAGUACCAGACGCUCAUGAAGAUGGACGAGUUCCCUGUUGUUGGUCACCAGAUGACGCACUCCAUUGACAGCUACAUCACCGACUCUGCCAACUCUGCCUCUGCUCUGUACAGUGGCCACAAGUCCACUGUCAACGCCAUGGGUGUCCAUGCUGACUCUUCUCCUAACCCCUUUGACGACCCCAAGGUCGAGACCAUUGUCGAGAUCUUCCGCCGUGUCACCAAGGGUGCUUGGGGCGCCGUCUCUACCGCCUUCAUUGCUGAUGCUACCCCCAUUGCCCUGACUGGCCACACCCGCCGCCGUGCCGAGUACGGUCCUCUGAUUGACCAGGCGCUCAACGGCCUCACCAACUACUCCUGGACCCAGCACGACGGCCCCGACGUCUACUUUGGCGGCGGUGCUGAGCAGUUCAUCCCCGGCAAGGCCUCGUACCAGGGCAAGGACUACUAUGCCGAGUUUGCCAAAAAGGGCUACACCGUCAGCAUGAACAAGACGUCCAUGCUCGCCGCCGACAACAGCAAGCGUGCCCUCGGCAUCUUCUGCAAGAGCAACUUGCCCGUCUGGCUCGACCGCAACGUCUACACCGACAACCUCAAGAACCUCAAGAACAACCCCUCCGGUGCCUCGGGCGAUGCCACUGAUCUUCCUGGCCUCAAGGAGAUGACUCUCAAGGCUGUUGAUAUCCUUCACAAGCGCGGUGGCGACAAGGGCUUCUUCCUCAUGUCUGAGGCUGCCUCUGUCGAUAAGCAGAUGCACACGCUCGACUACGACCGCGCUCUUGGCGAUCUUCUUGAGCUUGAUGAUACUGUCCGCGCUACUGUUGCCAAGCUCAAGGAGCUUGGUAUUCUCGAGGAGACUCUCAUCAUCGUCACUGCCGAUCAUGGCCACGGCUUCGAUGUCUACGGAUCCGCCGACACAAAGUACCUCACCGAGACCAAAGACGAGCGCCAGAAGCGCAACGCCAUUGGCGUCUACGAAAAGUCCGGCCUGUCCCAGUACACCAAGAAGAUUGACGGCAUCGAGUACGGCACCGGCGUCAACUUCCCCACCAACUGGGAGCCUCGCUACGCCAUUGCCGGCGGUGUUGGCGCCUCGCCCGACCGCCGCGAGAACUACAAGGUGCACAAGGCCCCUCGUCUGCCUGCCGUCAAGCUCGGCAACGGCACCGAGUACUACGCCAACCCCCAGGAUGGUGCUGACGGCAUCGUCAUCAACGGUACUCUGCCUACCAGCGAGGCCCAGGGCGUCCACUCGCUUACCGAUGUACCCAUCUAUGCCAUGGGUCCUUGUCAGGAGACUUUCAGCGGUACCUUUGGCAAUGUCGACAUCUUUUACAAGAUUGCCAGCUGCUUGGGUCUUGCUCGCGAGAACAAGCAGCCUGCUUGCAAGCCCAAGAAGGACUAA